Molecule: messenger RNA, 609 nt
Organism: Protopterus annectens (West African lungfish)
Lineage: Eukaryota; Metazoa; Chordata; Ceratodontiformes; Protopteridae
Product: interferon-inducible double-stranded RNA-dependent protein kinase activator A homolog A-like
Exons: 4
Coding region: 148-609 (153 amino acids)
Source: RefSeq, a predicted model, not a curated record
GCUUCCUUUUCACCGGAACUACACUGCCGGUUAUUGGAAAAGCUCAUUUGGCGAGUGGUUGGGAACAAGACGUGCAAUCUUAAGUUCGUCCACGUACAGAGAGCCUUUUCCGCGCGGCUUCAAUCCUUGUUGUUAACCGUUAUCGCCAUGUCACGGGAAAGGUUUCAAGCCGCGUCCAAAAGGAGCUCUGCUAAAAUGGUCCCCAGCUUGGAGCAGAUAAUGGAAAACAGUCCAGGAAAAACCCCUCUUCAAAUUCUGCAUGAAUAUGGCACAAAAGUUGACAUGAUUCCAGUGUAUGAACAGGAAAAGUCUGAAGGACAGGCACAUCUUCCAACCUUUAUUUUCAAAGUGACUGUGGGUGAAGUGUCAAGCACAGGUCAAGGGCAGACAAAGAAAGCUGCAAAACAGAAAGCUGCUGAAUCUUUGUUGAACAUUAUGAAAGGUGAUCAUUCCAUUAGUGCUGCAUUAUCAGAAACUGUCAUUUCUGACACCAUACAGCCACCAUCGCCACCAAUCCGAAGUCAUUGCAACCCUGUUGGAACAUUACAGGUCAGUUUGUGCUGUAUCCAUUUACUGUUAUCCUCAUUUGGUCUUGUACUAUUUUUCUGA